AUGGCACCCCAAUUCAAGAAAGGACAGACCGUUCGAUACAAGCCUAUUGGAGGCCCCCACUCGAACACCCCAGAGAGCGUCGGCGUCAUUCGAGACGUCCUUACUUCCCCUGGACGUGAAGCGGAUCGGAACGUAAACGCGAGUGCGGAGGAUCCGCGAUAUGAGAUCGAGAACUCGAAUACGGGAAAGCUGAGCGCGAUUUAUGAGUCGAAUAUUCUUGGACGGGAGUAG
Molecule: messenger RNA, 231 nt
Organism: Coprinopsis cinerea okayama7#130
Lineage: Eukaryota; Fungi; Basidiomycota; Agaricomycetes; Agaricales; Psathyrellaceae
Exons: 3
Coding region: 1-231 (76 amino acids)
Source: RefSeq, a predicted model, not a curated record